AUGUACUGGAAAACUGGAAGAUUUCAAGGAUCACGGAACAUUGAAGCGCUGACACAAUUCGUUGCAGAAAAAUCUACAGACGAACCGGAAUUGUUUGUUAAAGAACUAACGGCUGAGACUUUUCAAACUGAAUUAUCAACUGGUUUAGUGUUCGUGAAGUUCUACGCCCCUUGGUGUGGCAACUGUAAACGUUUCGCCCCGACCUGGGCCACCUUAAGCCGGGAGCUACACGGCCACCCAGUGAGUAUAGCCAGGUUGGACUGCAGCCAGUUCAAGAGUUUGUGUGAGCAGUAUGAGAUUACCAAGUAUCCAACCCUGAAAAUAUUUCGCUAUGGCGACCUGGUGGCCUCGUAUAAUGGAGGAAGGACGUUGGUGGAUCUGCAGAACUUUGUUGAGAAACACACGGAGCUGUGA
Molecule: messenger RNA, 414 nt
Organism: Physella acuta
Lineage: Eukaryota; Metazoa; Mollusca; Gastropoda; Physidae
Product: thioredoxin domain-containing protein 5 homolog
Biological process (GO): protein folding
Cellular component (GO): endoplasmic reticulum
Molecular function (GO): protein disulfide isomerase activity
Source: RefSeq, a predicted model, not a curated record